Molecule: messenger RNA, 2890 nt
Organism: Parathielavia appendiculata
Lineage: Eukaryota; Fungi; Ascomycota; Sordariomycetes; Sordariales; Chaetomiaceae
Product: P-loop containing nucleoside triphosphate hydrolase protein
Exons: 1
Coding region: 41-2545 (834 amino acids)
Cellular component (GO): nucleus
Molecular function (GO): ATP binding; nucleic acid binding
Source: RefSeq, a predicted model, not a curated record
GGCAAAUCGAAUCAAGACGGCAAUCCACGCAAGCUCCGACAUGUACAAUCGGUACAUUCCUCCUCCCAAGGAGAAGCCAGCGUCUAACAAUUCGCAAGCAAUUCCCGCUUCAUACUCGGCCCCUUUCUCUUCGUCCCAACCAUACGCCCGCUACAUUCCCGGGCCAACAUCAUCCGCAGAGCCGGCCCAGCGUCCUCCAGCGCAGCCGCAACGGAUUGUCUUUGACGAUGCAGACCUUCCUCCAGUCGACCACACUAAGAGACAGCGGAUCAUAGAUGAAGAGCUCACGGGCACAAGAGAGGACAAGAAAGCAAAGAACAAGUCCAAGUCGAAAAAGAGCACAGAUGAAGGGAAGCUAGAGACCGAGGAAGAUGGCGAAGAGAGCCAAUUGACAGAGUCAAAGUCGCGCAAGCGCAAGAGGGGCGAAGAAGAGCCGGCCGCGAUUCCUGAAAAGGAGAUUCCAGAAGGAAGCGGUACAACCACCUCCAAUGGCGUUGCAGCACCCGAGGUUGAGACGGCGGACCCCGCGGCUGGGGAGCGCAAACUGAAACGGGAGAAGAAGAAGAAGAGGAAACAGCAGGACAACCUAGAUUCCGACAUGGCCGAUGGCGAUGCAGACCACAUCCGCAAGAGACACAGAUCGGUUUUCGAGAAGGUCCAAAAGGCCUUGCAGGCCAAACCCGAUGUGGAUGUGAGAAAGAAAGAGGAGGACAAGGAAGAAGAGGACACUGAGCCAGUGGUGGAACAUGGGCUUGAGCCGCUUCCGCAGCCAGAACCCUUCGUCCUUGAUGAGUCAAGGUUGACCUACGAAACCCUGCCUCCAUGGCUCGCGUCCCCGAUCAAGGUGACGGCCGAUAUGACACGGCCAUUCACGGAAUUGGGCAUCUCCCCAGAAUCAUCCAAGGUUCUUGAAUCCAAGGGAUUCAAAGAAGCAUUUGCAGUGCAGACUGCGGUGCUCCCCUUGCUGUUGCCUUCCCCGGACAGGCAAGGCGACGUGGUAGUCGCAGCCCCCACUGGAUCCGGAAAGACGCUGUCCUAUGUCCUGCCUAUGGUGUACGAUAUAAGCAAGGGUCGCGUCACCAGACUGCGCGCACUCAUUGUACUGCCGACAAGGGAUCUCGUCCAACAGGUGCAGCUCGCCUGCGAGUCCUGCGCCGCUGCGUUUGCCAUCAAUGGGGCCAAACGAGUCAAAAUUGGGACCGCUAUGGGAAACAGGGUGUUCAUGGAGGAGCAGUCAGUCAUUAUGGGCGAGGAGCAGAUUUACGAUCCCAAGGGGUACGAGCAGUAUUUGAAGAAGCAAGAUAGCUUUGUCGACCUGGAGGACUCCGAUAUGGAGAAUGACGACCUCGGGUUUGAGCGCGCUCAGCCGUUCCCCUACCACGUUAUCGCCUAUACCUCCAAGGUCGACAUUCUCAUCUGCACGCCCGGCCGACUGGUGGAGCAUAUCACCAAGACACCCGGAUUUUCGCUGGACUAUGUCCGCUGGCUAAUUGUUGACGAGGCCGACAAACUCCUAGCUCAACACUUCCAGCAAUGGUUGGAUAUAGUGACAGAUAAGCUGAGUGUUGUCAAGCCCGGGGCGCGCGACUUCCCGGGGUCAAACAAGUCUUGUGUUCGGAAGGUCAUUCUCAGUGCAACCAUGACACGGGACCUCAGUUUGCUCAACGGGCUGAAGCUCUCCAGGCCGAAGCUCGUCGUGGUCGAAGGGACCAAGGCAGGCGAGCAGAGCCUGCCGCCUCUUCUCAAGGAGUUCGCCAUCAAAAUCCGCGAGCCCAGUCUCAAGCCUUUGUACCUCGUGGACCUGCUCCACAGCGAACACAUGGCAUCUGUCAACCCGGGUGAUGUCGACGAAGCCUCUGAGGGAUCAGAGACCAGCGACGUAGAGUCGCCAUCCUCCUCUGAUUCCGAUUCCGGUUCCGAUUCUGAUUCCGACGCUGACGCUUCCGCCUCCCCAGGCGACGACGAUGACCAUUCCCAGCCAUCCAAAUUCAAGCCCCCCAUCAAACAACCCAAACUCGCCACGACAAUCCUCAUAUUCACCAAAUCCAACGAAGCCGCUCUCCGCCUAUCCCGCCUCCUCGCCCUGCUCGCGCCCGACCUAACUUCCUUGAUCGGCACACUGACCUCCUCCACCAAGACCUCGCGCCGCGCGCGAACGCUGCGCGCCUUCGCGCAGGGCAAACUGCGCAUCCUAGUGGCGUCGGACCUCGUGUCGCGCGGCAUCGAUCUGCUGAACCUCGAGCACGUCAUCAACUACGACGUGCCCAUCAGCGAGACGUCGUACGUGCACCGCGUGGGGAGGACGGCGAGGGCCGGGAGGAAGGGGUGUGCGUGGACUUUGCUGGAGCAUGCUGAGGCGAGGCGGUUUUGGAGGGAUUUUGCGGGCGAGGGGAAGGGUGCGGUGACGAGCAUUGUGAGGGCUGGGAAAGUGGAGAGGGUGAGGGUUGGGCCGGAGGGGGGCGAGUUUGAGGAGGAGAGGGUGAAGGAGUAUGAGGCUGCGUUGGAGAGGCUGAGGCUGGAGGCUCAGGCGGUGGGGAGGAAGUAGAUAGGGCGAUGAGAAUGGGAGGUACAAAGUGUUUUAUGUAGGUGUGGUGAUGGUCUUGAAGAGACGACGUCCAUGCCGUGGGUUUUGCUGAUGAAGUUGUUGAGAGUUUCCACUGCAUUGUGGGAUACAUGGAAGCACUGCUCUACAUGUUUCUCUCAAUUUCCCCUUGAGGCGCUGGGAGGUAGGACCGGGUCCGAAGGUAAGGGACGGAUGGACAAGUGUCCUGUCUACGUGUACUGACCCAUCCGGCCCCACCAUGCCGUUACGGCGCUGGCAAACAGACCACAACUUAGAGACGAUCUCCAGCAGCAGCGAUCGUAUGGCAGACUUGUUUAUUACUCAGUU